AGGGGGGGUCUUGGCGGCCGGAGGAGGAGUAGGUGCGGGUGAAGAUGGCGGCAGCUGAGGCCGCGAACUGCAUCAUGGAGAGUUUUGUAGCCACCUUGGCUAAUGGGAUGAGCCUCCAGCCGCCUCUUGAAGAAGUUUCUUGUGGCCAGGCAGAAAGCAGCGAGAAGCCCAACGCUGAGGACAUGACAUCCAAAGACUACUACUUUGAUUCCUAUGCCCACUUCGGUAUCCACGAGGAGAUGCUGAAGGAUGAGGUGCGCACCCUCACAUACCGCAACUCCAUGUUUCACAAUCGGCAUCUCUUCAAGGACAAGGUGGUGCUGGACGUGGGCUCAGGCACAGGCAUCCUGUGCAUGUUUGCUGCCAAGGCUGGGGCCCGGAAGGUCAUUGGGAUCGAGUGUUCCAGUAUCUCUGAUUAUGCUGUGAAGAUCGUCAAAGCCAACAAGUUAGACCACGUGGUGACCAUCAUCAAGGGCAAGGUGGAGGAGGUGGAGCUGCCAGUGGAGAAGGUGGACAUCAUCAUUAGCGAGUGGAUGGGCUACUGUCUCUUCUACGAGUCCAUGCUCAACACUGUGCUGCAUGCCCGAGACAAGUGGCUGGCACCUGAUGGCCUCAUCUUCCCAGACCGGGCUACCCUGUAUGUUACAGCAAUUGAAGACCGGCAGUACAAAGACUACAAGAUCCACUGGUGGGAGAACGUGUAUGGCUUUGACAUGUCCUGCAUCAAAGAUGUGGCCAUCAAGGAACCUUUGGUGGAUGUGGUGGAUCCGAAGCAGCUGGUCACCAAUGCCUGUCUUAUAAAGGAGGUAGACAUAUACACUGUCAAGGUGGAAGACCUGACCUUCACCUCGCCUUUCUGCCUGCAAGUGAAGCGGAAUGACUAUGUGCAUGCACUGGUGGCCUACUUCAACAUUGAGUUCACCCGUUGCCACAAGAGGACUGGCUUCUCCACCAGCCCUGAGUCUCCGUACACGCACUGGAAGCAGACUGUGUUCUACAUGGAAGACUACCUGACAGUGAAGACAGGCGAGGAGAUCUUUGGCACCAUUGGCAUGCGGCCCAAUGCCAAGAACAAUCGUGACCUGGACUUCACCAUUGACCUGGAUUUCAAGGGCCAGCUGUGUGAGCUGUCCUGCUCCACUGACUACCGGAUGCGCUGAGCCGGCGCCCAGGCACCCAGCCCUACCAUGGCUGGGGCGUUCUUAGGCGAUUUCGGGGUCCCCUCUCCUGGCCUUCCAUAGUAGGGGCUCAGGGGCUGGGCUUGAGGGAUGGGAGGGCACGUCGUGACUGUGUUUUUCAUAACUUAUGUUUUUAUAUGGUUCUGUUUACGCCAAUAAAUCUCAGCUGGGACUGGUCGGCUUCCUGGGGUUCCCUCUAUAGGUGCUGAACUGCCAUCCACAGCUACCCUGGGGGCAGGGCUUGGUGUCUGUAGCCAGUGCCCUGUGCCCUAGGACUUCCCUAGACUCUUGAGUGUCUGCCUUCCAGGGAUCUCAGGAACUUUGUCUCAACUGUUGCGUUAUGGGACUCUUGGGGCCUGUGUACUGCCUUAGGGUAGGGGGCUCCCAGCACCCCUGCCUCGGGUUUCCCAAAACACUCCCUUCCCAUCACCACCAUUGAAUAGUUCCUGCCCGGCUGAUUUUUCCUGUCCUGGUUCCUCCAAAGCCAGGCCAGGGUUGGCCAGCAGUGUAGAACCCCUGUUCUACCUAUGAGCUGAUUUGGAGCUGGGUUUUGAGGGGUAGCCUCUGUGGGUAACAACGGGAGGGGGUCUGCAUAAGAUAGUGCCCUUCCUCCUGUUCUACAGACCUUUCAUUUCCUAUCCUGCCUGUACCCCAGAGCCAGUUCUUUGGUACCUGCUGUAUGUACUUGGUCCACAGUUUACUUACCUUGUGUGGUUCUAGUUUCUGCCUCCCAGCCCCAGUGAGCCAUUCUGCCAGGUCCUGGCCCUCCAUAGAUCCCAUGCUCCCAGCACCACUUACUCUCUACAGGGCCCUGGAGGGAUAAAGGCCGCUGCCUAAUCUCCAUCCAGUGUUCCUGGAGCUAUCUGCUGUGUCUGGCCUUGCCCCACAUUCCCACUUUAAAGCGGUUUCCUCUCAUGAGGCCUCUGUAUCCUUGUAACCUGCAGAAAGUAGGGAUUUCAGUAGGUGUGGCCUGGUUUGAUUUCCACUAGUCAUAGAGUACUAUGAACAGACCUGGCCAACAGAAUGGCUAUCUAUGUACCUCUUACCCCCUGCCUCAGCUGUGGGGGCUCCAGAUUCCCAGGGCAAGUGAAGGAGGGCACGCUGUAUCCCACACCUGCCCCUGUUCUGCAGGUGUGGGAUGGGAUGAGUGGAGAUGUGUAGUUUCUGGGCUAGAUGUCUAAGACCACAGACAGCCCAAGGGCCAAGUCACUGGCUAUUUCCGCUCCCUGGUUGUGUGCCUGUUCUACUCCGUGCUGUCCCUUAGGACUAACAACCUCAUGGCUAUGGACAAUGCACAGCUGGCUGAGUGACCCUGGGAUCUCCCUACCCUGGCCUCAGUAUGCUCAUCUGCUUGCUGGGACUGCUAUCCAAAUAUCUCCCUUUUACAACCGUCCUUUAACACUGGGUCCACAUCCUCACUGUCUUCGGACCCAGCCUGAGCAAAGUCCCAACGCCCAGAGUUGAAUAAAACACAAGUUCCAUGUC
Jaculus jaculus (lesser Egyptian jerboa) is the source of this 2663-nucleotide messenger RNA. RefSeq names its product protein arginine methyltransferase 1 (gene Prmt1). NCBI's taxonomy places the organism in Eukaryota, Metazoa, Chordata, Mammalia, Rodentia, Dipodidae. The coding region runs from base 45 to 1160 and encodes 371 amino acids. Gene Ontology annotation, molecular function: protein-arginine N-methyltransferase activity. Gene Ontology annotation, cellular component: nucleus. The record is from RefSeq and is a predicted model, not a curated record. The transcript has 11 exons.